AUGCGAAAUCUGACCAGUAAGAAGAACCCUAGCAUUCUCAGAAAAACUUCGACAGACGACAUGAGAAACUUUAAACUUGAGAAUGUUGCUAAAGAAUUGAGCACAAGGGCACCACUACUGUAUUCCACUCUGCUAACUACUGCAGUUAGGGACCAAGUCAAGACCACCUUACCAAGUGUUGCUUUGGCUGCUUGUAUUCUUCUAAAAGAGAGAUCCCCCCAUCUGAAUGCGGCUCAGAUCCUAAUGUCUGUCAUAAUGAAGUUCAGUGGUUCUCAGGUAAACAGCUGCUCGGCUGUACUUAUAUGUGGGCACUUCCUCUUUACCUAGGUUGUCCUAAAACCAAUCACUAUCAUAGACAAAGGUACUCGAACUGAGAUAACCCCCUCACUGAUUGUACUUGUUUAAAAGGAGGGAAAAGCUAUUAUAGUCUAUUCAAUUUUUUCUGAUACUUUUCUGUGCAUAACUAACGUAAUUAGAUCAAUUUUAAUUCUUUAAACAAACAAAGGUUAAACUAAAAGAUGCUUGAAAAGGUAGCAAAAUGGCAAAAGUUUUUUUGUUAUUAUUCUCAGUUAUAAUGCAAUGAAACCCAUGUGUUUUAUUUGUAUUUUUUUUUAGGCACUUUAUUCAAGACUUUCAACAUUAAAGGUCACAGUCAGCAACUUAACCUUUCUAAAAAAGCUUAAUGAGUAUGGGAGCAAGUUUGAUGAGGUAGGGAAGGAAGGGAAAGAAAGGGUUUCUGCUUGCUUGACGAAAAAAGCCAAAUUGGAAGAAAAGAGGGAAGGGCUAGCUAUGACCCAGGAUUUAGCUACUGCGAGAACUUCUAGAGAUGCAGCCUCAGGUCUCCCAGAAUCAUGUGCAAGUACAGUACACAGACAACAAGUUUCAAGUAGUCAGCUUAAGCAAGUAGAAGAUGAAAUCAAUGCAUUGGAUCAGUCAUCUGUUAGUGGCAUGCAGUUUGUCAUCGACAAUUUUGAUCUAAGACAGAAUGUUAGAGAGAUGACUUGUGAGAGCCAAAACAAGGAUUACCAUUGGAUCAACCACAACUGUGUUCUUAACAGAGUGUCAGGUGCUCACUUGGACAAUACCAAACCUGUUUGUGACAUAAAUGACGUGCCUUACGGCACUCUUUUACCUCAGGCAAGGGAUCACUUGAAUAACAGAGAAAACUACAUUGUCCUUGUUCAAAGGGUUCUUGUUGAAUGCAUUCCAGCACUGGGUUUCCUAAAGGAUGCUGUUAAAAAACAUAUUCGUCACGAGUACAGUAAAGAGAUGGGUCAAAAGACAACAAAGGUACAACAUAACACUAUUGUGAAAUAAUUCUUGUGGUUCAUACUCUAACUUGGUCCAUAGAAUUCAACUUUUCCUUUUAAUAGUGUCAAACACUUUGUCAUACAUACUCAAAAACUAAAAGAAUAUUAGGUUCUAACCAAGGAUAAAAUUGAACCACAACAUAGGGUCACAAUUUCAUUUCAAUCCCAAAAGUGGAAUUGUGUUAAUUUUAGCUUGAAAUCACCAAACAAUAUUAAAUACCAUCUGGUGAUAUUUUUCUUCAAGUGCUGAUAAUUCUGCUUGAUCUUUGACUUUUGGAGUGUUACAAAAUUAUGUACAAUUGUACAACAUAAGAGCCUUUUUACAUCAAAAGUGCCUUCUUAGUGUACCGGGCCCAGUUGUUUGAAGGCUGAUUAACAUUAACCCAGGGUUACAUUUUAACCCAAGGUUCUCUUCCUUAGUUCAAAUGCAUUUUCUCAUAUAAUUUUCACUAUUCUUUUUAGAGCAUCCAGUGAUCAAAUUGAAAACUAAAUGAAUGAAGUUUCUUUCUCAGACUUCAUAUUCAAGUUAUGCACUAAACCCGGGUUAAUCCUUCUUUUAGCCCAGCCCAAAUGUAUGAUCAAAGAUUGAGGUCAUUGACCUGAGUACUAUGAUAAGUCGAUGUACACAACUAUCCCCCUCCCUUGAGUGUUACAGUCUCAGUCUUUACCUGAAGGAAGGGGUACUAUAAUUAUCAUUAUUGUUGUAGAGUGGUGAAAGUAAGGUCAGAUUAGAAUUAACUUUCCCUUUAAAUGAUGAAUCUAAAUACAAUUAUAAAAUAUUUAUAUCCACCCCAUGGAAGGUAAAAUGAUCAUCCUGAGAAGCAUUUCAAUCCUCUUCUUAUAGUUGACUUUGUUCCUGGUCUAACAGGCAUGCCUUGGUAUCAUUUUUGAAAAUGAAAACACAACUGAAGGUAUGUUAAAUGUGCUGAAGAGGAUACAUUCCUAUCUACCAAGUAAAGGAGAAGGAGGGGAUCAGCAUUUUGUUUCAGCAAAUGUCAUUGGUGAUCAACUCACUGUAGACAGGGCUGUCAAUGCAUUAAUGGCGCAGCAAAAUGGCUAUACAGAAGAGGAGAGAAUGACAGGUUUAAACAUCGGAAUUGCAGACUGGCAUGCAGACAUGAAUUUUUUACAGGUAAUUAUAAUGGACAUUUUUUAUACUGCAUUUCCUAUGGUUCUCAUAAUACUCUGGAACAUCUCAUUUACCAAAAUAUAUACAUGAUGAGAGUAAAGAAUGAUCAUCGUAGCAAAUUUUCCAAUUUAAGCAAUUGGAAAGAAGAAGCCUGAAAAAAAUCAGGUUUUCAGGCUUCUUCUAUUGGAGAAGUUACUGCGAUGAUCAUUCUUCAUUCUCAUCUACAACCGCAGUUCAAAAAUGAAUUAUUUCAUAUACUUCACAUCAAUAUAUACAUGAAUUCCUGUAAUCAAUUUCUUUUGUUUUGCUUUUAAUAGUGCAAAACAUUCCUUUUGGGGGAGGGGGGUUAGGAUAAAGGCUAAAUAGAAUGAGAACAAUGUGUACCACUGCUUCAAGGUUCUUGCUUUAACCAGUCAGAAUUUAGUAAAAGUUCCAAAGACUUCAUAACUACAUAGCCCUAUUGAGAAGAGUCUUUAGCUUGAACGCGAGGUUAUGAAAGAGAGAGAGCAAAACACACCAAUAUUUUUUGUAUGUAUUUCGUAUCUUUCAAUACAGCUGUGUUUCAAAAGACAUUACUCUUCAGACUCAGGAGGAGACAAGUGCACAUUGUUUUGUGACAGAAACAAUAUCAACCGCAGGAAUGUGAAGAGUGACAUGACAAGUGCAUAUUCCCCAGACAGGGCAAUGUUUACCUUAGCAGUGAAAGCUCGGAUUGUUGUAGCAGCUUUGAGCAUGCUUGGCAUGAGUGACAUCAAUGGUAAGCCAACCCGCAACACUUUUCCACCAAGCUUGGCAACAGCAUCAGUAGCUAUCCAAAGGGUGUACCUUCGUCAGAUUGCAGCAAAGGUUGUUGACACGUGUUAUUGAUUCAGCAUCUUUAAACUCGCUUUUAAACAAGAUACUGACUGAGGAAGAACAAGCAGAGGUGCAAAGGAACCAAGCACAGACACCUGAUGGCCGUUACCCAUGUCGUGUUCCUGGCUGUCCCAAGACAUUCCGCUAUGAUGGAAAAUCAAGGAGAAAACAUGAACUUACUCAUGAAGUUCAGGUGGAAUUUUCCAAUGAGCCACCCUCUGAUGCACAUGACAAGGUUACUCAACCAAAAACCCUUGAGGAGCCAAACAAGGCAAAUGAUGACAUGUUCAAUUAUCAAUGUUCUCUCCUUGAUCAUGGCUUGUUAUAUUUGAACUUUAGGGAUGCUGUGGCAGAAGGUGAUGGGACAAGGAUCAUUCGUUGUUGCAAGUUUCUCCUUAUUCAGUUUUGGCAAGAGUCAAGUCAAUCAAAGUAUGCCCUCGAAGCCUUAUACCUUUUAUUCCAGAUUAAUGCCCUUCUGACUCCAUGUGAGGCACAUGAGCUUAAGUGGAACAGGUCAGUAAAUAAUCAUGGUGCAGCUGGGUGUAAUGUUCCACUAGAUUUAGACCUAGAGCAUGACAACAAUUACAUCAAGGAAGCAAACAGGAAGAUGGGCAGAAAUCUUACAACAACUGCAGUCACUAGAAACUGUUCUUGUUGCAAAGUUGCACGCGAGCUUGUUGAACUCUUUGACUCAGAAUGCAAAAUCAAAAAACGAUCUGGAAAGCAUGUUCAGAGAUCAGAUGCACAGGACCUUAGAAUUCUUGUAAACCUUUUAUUAAGUGAAGAGGCCUUGACUGAAACCCCUGGGCGAAAUUACAACCAUUACACAGGAUUUCUACGAAGUCAGACCAGCAACAUCGACAUGUCAUCAUUAUUCAAGUGGAUAAACAAACACAAA
Messenger RNA from Porites lobata, 4192 nucleotides. Lineage: Eukaryota; Metazoa; Cnidaria; Anthozoa; Scleractinia; Poritidae. The record is from the annotation of a GenBank genome assembly.